AUGAGGCCUGUGAGUGGCUCCCUCUCGGGGAAGGUGGUUUUGCCAUGCCACUUCUCCAAUAUGCCCACAGCCAAGCCCUCCAUCAACGCCAACGGCACAGUAACCCCCACCAGCACAGACUACCUGCGCAUCAAAUGGACCAAAAUGAAUGGGGAAAAGGAAUCCACAGUGCUGGUGGCCCAAAAUGGCGUCAUUAAGAUAGGCCCCAUCUACAGAAACCGUGUGUCGGUGCCCAGCCACCCAGAGGAUGUGGGGGAUUCUUCUCUGACCAUGGUGAAGCUCCGAGCCAGCGACGCCGGCACCUACCGCUGCGAGGUCAUGUAUGGUAUCGAGGACACGCAGGACAUGGUCAACCUCGACGUCAAGGGUGUUGUGUUUCACUACCGGGCAAGCACCAGCAGGUACAACAUGAACUACAAGAGUGCUGUCCAGGCCUGCCAAACCAUAGGAGCCUCCAUCGCCACGCUUGACCAGCUUAAAUCAGCCUAUGAUGACGGCUUUGACCAAUGUGACGCAGGCUGGAUCGCAGAUCUGUCAGUUAGAUACCCAAUCACCAGACCUAGACCUGGCUGCUAUGGCAACCUGCAGAGGAAGGCUGGGGUGAGGACGUAUGGAGCCAGGAAGGCCACAGAGACCUAUGAUGUCUACUGUUAUGUGGACAAGCUAGAUGGUGAGGUGUACUAUGCACCUGUGACCCGUAAGAUGACGUUUGAGGAGGCAAAGAAGGAGUGUGAGAACAGGAACACCGUCCUGGCGUCGCCGGGUCAGCUCCACUCCGCCUGGAGACAGGGUCUGGACAGAUGUGACUACGGCUGGCUCUCCGACGGUAGCGCUCGCCAUCCCGUCGCCGUACCCAGAAUGCAGUGUGGUGGAGGUCUACUGGGCGUCAGGACCAUGUACCGCUACAGGAACCAGACUGGCUUCCCAGAACCCUCCACCCAGCUGGGAGCCUACUGCUUUACAGGCAUCCACUCCUGCACUGAGAACAUUUGUCUGAAUGGGGGCUCUUGCUACAGACGCGGAAGUCUCCCCUCUUGCAGCUGUGCCCCUGGCUACAGUGGAGAUCGUUGUGAAACAGACAUUGAUGAAUGUCAGUCCAACCCCUGUCACAACGGAGCUACAUGCGUCGACGGCCUGAAUUCCUUCACCUGUGUUUGCCUCUCAAGCUACGCUGGAUUCUAUUGUGAAGAAGACACUGAGACGUGUGACUAUGGCUGGCACAAGUUCCAGGGCCACUGCUACAAGUACAUCCCCCAGAGGAGGAACUGGGACACAGCGGAGAGAGAGUGCCGGGUACAGGGGGCACACCUGGCCAGCAUCCUCUCCCAUGAUGAGCAGCAGUUUGUCAACCGCCUUGGACAGGACUACCAGUGGAUCGGCUUGAACGAUAAGAUGUACGAGAAUGACUUCCGCUGGACUGACAGCACGCCCAUGCAAUAUGACAACUGGCGUCCCAACCAGCCAGACAGUUUCUUCUCAUCUGGAGAGGACUGUGUGGUGAUGAUCUGGCACGAGGACGGCCAGUGGAAUGACGUGCCCUGCAACUACCAUCUCACCUUCACCUGCAAGAAAGGCACAGUGGACUGUAACCAGCCCCCUCUGGUACAGAACGCUCGUACCUUCGGCAGGAAGAGGUCACGCUAUGAGAUCAACGCACUAGUGAGGUACCAGUGUAGGGACGGUUUCAUCCAGAGGCACGUGCCAACCAUCCGUUGCCGUGAAGACGGCCGAUGGGACAUCCCCAAAAUCGCCUGCAUGAGUCCAUCAAACUUCCAGAGGGACUUUGCGAGGAGGCAGAGUUACAGUCUGUUCAGUAGCAACAAAUACAAGCGGCGGUCCGACGAGGCGGCGGCCCGACAUCAUCCUCACCAUCGAGGAAGGAGAGAGGAGAGGCAGAAGACAAGCAGAAGACAAUGA
Molecule: messenger RNA, 1917 nt
Organism: Salvelinus namaycush (lake trout)
Lineage: Eukaryota; Metazoa; Chordata; Actinopteri; Salmoniformes; Salmonidae
Product: versican core protein-like
Exons: 11
Coding region: 1-1917 (638 amino acids)
Biological process (GO): cell adhesion
Molecular function (GO): hyaluronic acid binding; calcium ion binding
Source: RefSeq, a predicted model, not a curated record